Molecule: messenger RNA, 1294 nt
Organism: Rhodamnia argentea
Lineage: Eukaryota; Viridiplantae; Streptophyta; Magnoliopsida; Myrtales; Myrtaceae
Product: glycine-rich RNA-binding protein 2, mitochondrial-like
Exons: 5
Coding region: 168-920 (250 amino acids)
Molecular function (GO): RNA binding
Source: RefSeq, a predicted model, not a curated record
UAUCCAACGGAGGAGCCCAACCGCCUCGUCGGGUUCAGUGAUAUCCAUGGCGACGAGCGAGAAGUCAGACCAGGACCGAGAGCCCAAAUCUAAAACCCCAAUUCUUGCUUCACCCGAUCGGGGUUAGGGUUUUGGAAGCAAAGAACGAUCUCGUGGAAGUCUGAGCCAUGGCAUUCAUCAGCAAGGUGGGGAACAUUCUAAGGCAGACUGUGAGCAAGCAUGCGGACUCAGCUGCUCAUUGUCCAUCUAUGUACCAGGCUAUAAGGUGCAUGUCCUCGAAGCUUUUCAUUGGAGGUCUAUCGUAUAGCACCGACGAUAUGAGUCUCAGAGAAGCUUUUGCAGGAUAUGGGGAGAUAAUUGAAGCUAGAGUAAUCAUGGACCGUGAAAGUGGAAGGUCUAGAGGUUUCGCUUUUGUCAGUUUUGCUUCUAGCGAUGAGGCCUCCAAUGCAAUCGAGGGCAUGAACGGACAGGAUCUUCAUGGCCGAAAGAUAAGAGUGGAUUAUGCCGUAGAGAAAUCUCGUGGAGGAUUUGGCGGUCCUGGUUUUCGACAGGGUGGCGGUGAAUUUGGUAAUGUGGGUAAUUUCGGCAGUGGAGGUUAUGGAGGAGGCGGCGGCGGAUAUGGUUAUGGAGGAGGCGGCGGGGGGUAUGGUUAUGGACAAGGAGGGGACGGCUACAAUGCCGGAACUGGUGGACAUGGCGGUCGCAGUAGUUAUCGUGGUGGUAGCUACAGUGGUGGCAGCAAUUUCGAAGGUGGAAACAGUGGUGAUUUUGGUGCUGACAGUAGGGGAGACUUCAGUGUUUCUGGUGGUGCCAAUGGUAGUGACUUCUUUCCUAGUGAUAAUGCUGGGGCAGAAACAUUGGAAGACAAUCCUAAGGGCGAUGACAAUGAACCCAAUAGUUAUGCCAACACCAAAGUCUGAUCAAAAGCCAUAUCUUAACAGCAUAUCUCAAUGAAGUAGACAGCCAAGGGGCGGGAGGAUGAGUCAGAGUGUAAAGCUCAAAAGGUGUUCUUUGUUCUCUUGCUUUUGUGUUCUGCUUUCUGCUUGAAGACAAUGAUGACUAUAAUUCUGUCAUGGCCUGUUGUUGAUGUCUCAUCUCAUGUCUGUGGAAUAAUGCUAAAAAGCAUUGUUUGCCCGGGGAAUUGUGCUCUAACUGCAAAUGUAGAAGUCAAGAUUUGAGCCCCUUCCACCCUUUUGGGGUCCUAAUCUCCAUGCUUUUAGAUACUGGUGGGCAGAGAUCAUGUUUUGCUAGGAUAUAUAAUCUAGCAUGGUGAUCACAGUGCUCACUUUUUGGG